AUGAAGCCCAGCGAGCUAGAUAUUGCACGGCAGUUAGACGCAGCUUCUUUAGGCUCCGUCAAAGUCCGGGAGUUGAAUCGACUCAUUUUUGAAGAUAUAGACGUGCGUGGAUCUCGGGCCCUGAAUCAGUCUCAUGUCAAGAAUAUCAUUCAUCGGUUCAACCAUGAGGGCUGUCGCCGACUUGAUCCGCUCACAUGGAUUCCUUGCGAAGUAUCGAAGUCGGUUCUCCAAUCACUUUUACAAGUCGACUCAAUCAAUUUGUAUAUAGAUCGUCCUACCGAUUUGCGGCUUCCGGAAGGAUCUGAGCUACUUUGUCUUCAAGGGCAACAUCGAAUUGCCGCAGCAGUCGAGUGGCUCGAGCCCAAUGAUAUUUGGUGGAAUCUGAUACUUUACGACUCCGAGAAACUGAGUGACGAAUGUCGCAAACGACUUCGAGAAGCGGAAAAUGGGUCUCAGCUUUUCAGUGACGGCGAAAUAUUUCAAAAUGUUCGACAUUAUCAGCUUCGUGGUGAAGAAAAGCCUGCUCAAGAAUGGCUGGCAAAAUGGUCACAAACCAAGUGCCGGGACUACAACCGAAUUUACGAACCCAAAAAAAGCAAGGAAAAAUGGAAUUCGUUUGCAAAGAAGCUAGAUGCGCUGCUGGUAUUCCCUGCCCUAUGGAUCCAUUGGCUUAUGGGAACACACUUGACAAGUUUAAAUUCCCCAGAGAUCAAGGAGCUUUCUGCCUACCUCCAUCAAAUACAUUCUGCAUGGGUCUCUCUUACAUGCGGGGCCUCUCAAAUCUUGGACCCUAGCACUCUUGAACUUCUUCAAGGGCGUUAUCCCCGCCUCUCGUUGGAUGAUCGCAGAUUUAUUAAUCAAAUAUUUAAUGACAAUCUGGCUUUCCCACGCGUCAGUGAUCCUGCUUUACGAUCACAACUUCUGCAGGCCUCUCUGAACUACCCGGGAAUUAUACCUUCGUUACACCUGUUUCUUGAGAAUAUCAAGUACUUGAAGCCAAUGACAGAUAUCUUGAAGAAAGUCCUGCCUUUCAAAUUCAAAGGCUCUAUUCGACAAGCUAUGCUGCGGUAUUAUGUUCCAACUGCAAGAAGCCGAAUCCAGGUGACAGAGAACGAUUUUGAAGAGGACGAAUCUGCCAGCGAAAAAGUUUUAUUUUGGUCCGCAUAUCGACAAUGUUUUCUAUUCGCAAUGCGUCACUUUUUCGGACUAACUGACGUCCACCCGCGAGGCCAUAGCCAGUCUUCCAAGCCCCAUCAAAAGCUUGAGCGUUUAGACCUAUGGAAGCGGUUGAAAUUUCUCUUUAAUCAUUUGGGGUUCGUUCUGGAUGGAUCUCAGAAAGCUCGAGCACCAAUAAAAACAGAAUAUAUGGCAAUUCACGCGCUCCUUGCCCAACUAAGACCUCCUGAGCUGUUCGAAUAUGAUCAUGCCAUCUUGACUGAAUGCAGCAAUCAUGUCGCAACUGUUCUAACACAAAUCAAGCCCCGUAUGAUAAGCGCACCACGGCCGCUACAGAGCACGGAUGUCACAAGGAAUUGGUCUCUUAUGCAACGUUGUGGGAUGACAGACGCGGAUACUUUCUUUUCCGACCGCAAAUAUCUUUUUCUGCGGAACGUCUAUUCCCCGGAUGAUGAACCUCGUGAAAGUGUGACGUCCUUUGCGGUGAAGCGGGACAUUUUCAGAUCUUUCUUUCCUGACAACGAAGACUUGGAAAGAACAGAUAUAAUUCCGGAAGCCCCCCUU
Penicillium lagena is the source of this 1740-nucleotide messenger RNA. RefSeq lists its product as uncharacterized. The annotation marks the transcript as partial. The transcript is spliced from 2 exons. Lineage: Eukaryota; Fungi; Ascomycota; Eurotiomycetes; Eurotiales; Aspergillaceae. The record is from RefSeq and is a predicted model, not a curated record.